AUGUUUUGGAGAUUUGGCGGCUACGCCAACAUCUCCACCAUCGACACCAUCCUCGACAAGCCCGACUUCACCCUCGAGGAGCUGCUCGACGAGAGCGACCUGAUCCAGGAGCUGAAGCAGCACAAUACGAAGCUCAUCGAAUACCUACGCGAGGAUAAGAUUCUCGACAAGCUCCUCGACUAUGUCGUCGCCCCCAAGCUCGAGCCCGUCGAGACCCCCGACGAAUCCGCCGAUGACGAAGCCAAGGGCAGAAGCCGCCUGCUGCCCUUUUCGCGCCCACGCGCCUCCUCCCGCGCUGCCGAUGCCUCGGAAAACGACGACGAGGAGCAGGAGAAGAGGCGCAACCGAUAUGCCCUCGUCGCUUGCGAAAUCCUCAGCUCCGAGACGUGGUCCAUCUCCGAGGCCCUCACCGACAACCUCGACCUCAUCCGCAGUUUCUGGGUCUUCCUCUCGCGACCCGCCCCCCUCGAUCCUCUCCAGGCCAGCUACUUUACAAAGGUCAACGAGUCGCUCUUUGAGAAGAAGACAGAGGAAAUGAUGGUGCUGUUUCGAGGCCUGCCCAACAUCGUGCCCGACUUGCUCAGGCACGUCGAAUGCCCAAUGGUCAUGGACUUGCUCCUCAAGAUAAUUGCCUUGGAUCGCGCUGAAGGCGGCCAGGGCAUCGUCGAGUGGCUCUACUCCAAAGACAUCAUCCCCAUGCUCCUGUCCUGCCUCGAUCCCAGCCACAGCUGGGUCGUGCAAACUGCCGCUGGCGACUUUAUCAAAGCCAUCAUUACCAUUUCCGCCAACGCUUCACAAAACGAGCAGCAGUGCAUUGGCCCCAAUGAGCUCACCAGGCAGCUCGUGUCCAAGCCCUGCGCCGAACAGCUCGUCGGCUACAUGCUCGGCGGGGGCAACCCGCUAACUGUCGGCGUCGGCAUCGUCAUCGAGGUCAUCCGGAAAAACAACUCCGACUACGAUCCCGACGUCGGCAGCGAAGCCAACACAGUCCCGUCCAGCCGUGACCCCAUCUAUCUGGGCACAUUGCUGCGGCUCUUUGCGGACAAUGUGCCAAACUUUAUGAGCCUGAUUAUGGACGGCCCCUUGAAGAAGCAUGGCCUAGCUUCGACCUUCGGCGAGAAGCUGGAGCCACUCGGAUUCGACCGGUUCAAGACCUGCGAGCUCAUGGCCGAACUCUUGCAUUGCAGCAACAUGGGCCUCCUCAACGAGGCCGGUUCCGAGCAGCUGAUUGCGACCCGGGAUGCCGAGCGGCACCGUCUGCGAAUCGACGGCAGGCUCGGUCCGCAGAGGGACGAAGACCACUCCGCCGACGACCUGACGAUGCGAAUACCACAGGCGGUGACUGACGAGAGUCGGCGUCUCGAGGUCACAAACGCAGAUGACGACGGUUUUGAAGAGGUCGAGCCGAGCAAGGAAAUGAGCGAAGAUACUUCGCACGAAUUCGUCAAGGCUGAAGAUGACAUGGCUGCGCCCCCUCCCGCAUUCUUCCUCGAGAGGGACGAUGAUGAUUUUGUCGACGAGCCGCUGAACUCGCCUCAGCUAUCGUUUGAUGCUGGAAAGACGGAUACUCAACAAACUUUGGACGAUCCCGACCUCGUGGUGGCUCCCCUGUCACCAUCGAAAACUCAACAGCCGAACGAUGAGCCCGUUGCCAACGAGAUUACUGAAAAUGACGAGCCUCAAAAAACCCCCGAGGUCGCUUCAGAGCCCCCUUCAGAGCCCGAUCCCCAACCUGGGUUGGGCGGACUGGCUCCCCAUGAACCAGGGGAUUCCUCUGGAAACCGUGAAUUGUCCCCUCAUCCCGAGGACACGCCUGCGCCUCUCUUUUCAGUCUCCAACGCCGGCCAACCCGCAGCGCAGCAAUCUGCAACCAACACAAUAGCUGAAACGCCGUCAGAACCUCAGCGCAGCCCUACUACAAAAGAGGCUGGCAUUGCACAAGAAGAGAUGGUCACUGAUUCACCAGCGACUGAGCGGCGGAGGGAGGCCGGCUCCACGGAUCCCGUGGUGGGGGACUUUCUGAAGAUGCAAUUUGUGGAUCAUCACGUCGUCCCUGCAAUACUGUCUUUCUUCUUCGCUUAUCCGUGGAACAACUUCCUGCACAACGUAGUCUACGACGUUGUACAGCAAGUUUUCAACGGGCCCAUGGAUCGCGGAUUCAACCCUACGCUGGCCGUGUCUCUCUUCGAGUCAGCAGACAUCACAACGGCCAUUAUCAACGGACAGCAGGCCAGCGAUAUUUCUCAGGCCAAGGUCAAGACUCGCAUGGGAUACAUGGGUCACCUCACCCUCAUCGCCGAAGAGGUGGUCAAGUUCACCGAGCGACAUCCGCCCGAGCUCCUAUCGGAGAUUGUGCUCGACAAGGUCAUGAGUCAGGACUGGAUCAAUUACGUCGAGGGUGCUCUAGCCGAAACCCGCGAGAGGGAUAACGCCAUCCUAGGCGGCGUGCGGCCCGAGGUGGCGCUUGGGCAUCGAGGAAGCAUCGGCGGCAACGGACUGGCCGGCGUGGGCCUCUCCAGCCUCGGGGCUGGCUCGGGAGCCUCGUCCAACGCUCUCGCCGAAGCCGGCCUCAACGGAGGCAUUGAGCUCGCCGAGAGCGGUGGCAACGGAAUCGGGCCCUUUGCCAUAAGCGCAGGCACUUUGAUGUCGGGCUUCGGCAGCAGCAGCGACGAGGAAGACGAGGAGGGCGACGGCGACGAGGAAGACGUUAAUUCCGAGUUUCGAGCUUAUACCGAUCCACUCAACAACACGGGAAACCUAAUGGCACCGCCAUCGAUUCCCCCGCCUCCACCUCCUCCGCCUCCGCUAAAUGUCCCCCCAUCGAGAGCUAGAUUGCAGCUGGCGGCGCGGUUGGCGAUGCAUCAGAAAAACAGUCACAGCAUGGACGGGUCCUCGGCCAUGCUCCACGAGAACGACGAAGAUGAAGACAGUAGCGACCCGUUUCGGGACGGAGAGGACGAGCUGGAGGACGAGUUGAGUGGAAACGUUGCUGCCGAAGGUGGCCGCGGAUCAUGGUGGAGGGGAGUUGUGAGGGGUCGAAGCAAAAAGGAUGACGACGAUUCUGACGAUGGCGACGACGAUGAGGAGUUUGGAGAUUUUGCCAUGGCAGAGGACGACAAGGGGAGAGAGGGCGAGAGCGGUUCCCAUGUCCUGCUGCGUCCACUAGCCGUACACCCAGCCAAGGAGAGCAGUAGGGGGCUCAGCGGCCUCUGGCCGUUUGGGUCGCGUGGUGACAGGGACAAGAAUAAACACGAAGGCGAGAAGGAGGGGGUGAAGAGGCAAGAGGCGGCGCCGGCUACGAGCGAGAAGACGGAGGACGACGGGCCCGCGGUAGAGGUCAAGGAGGCGACGAACAGGACCAGCAUCGAGGAGCCCGACGAGGAAGAGGUGGUGAUUGGAGCCGAGAGGCUGGCUGGCGGCGUGUCAGGGUAA
Messenger RNA from Hirsutella rhossiliensis, 3432 nucleotides. Its product is annotated as SIT4 phosphatase-associated protein. Gene Ontology annotation, molecular function: protein phosphatase regulator activity; protein phosphatase binding. The record is from RefSeq and is a predicted model, not a curated record. NCBI's taxonomy places the organism in Eukaryota, Fungi, Ascomycota, Sordariomycetes, Hypocreales, Ophiocordycipitaceae. The coding region runs from base 1 to 3432 and encodes 1143 amino acids. The transcript has 5 exons. Gene Ontology annotation, cellular component: cytosol; nucleus.